Molecule: messenger RNA, 2779 nt
Organism: Hylaeus volcanicus
Lineage: Eukaryota; Metazoa; Arthropoda; Insecta; Hymenoptera; Colletidae
Product: nose resistant to fluoxetine protein 6-like
Exons: 12
Coding region: 363-2609 (748 amino acids)
Molecular function (GO): acyltransferase activity, transferring groups other than amino-acyl groups
Source: RefSeq, a predicted model, not a curated record
UCAUGACCACUCAUAAAGCUCGCUUUCGAACGAUCGUGUAAUACAGAGUCGGGCGAAACGUUCGGUAGCGGUCUUUUGUAAAUCUUGUCGCUCGUCGAGCCGCGAAAGAAGAACACAUCGAACGCGUAGACUGUCGAAGUUCGCGCCGAGGAACGCUUGGCCGGAAAUUCUCGUUGCUCUUUCUCGUAAUCGAUACCGAUUCACCCCACGGAGGAUCCAUGUGUAUCUGAUCUAUCUUUGGGAUCUAUGUCGAAUGUUCAGCACGCGUAGAUCGAUCGUUGCUGGCGGUACGGUCGGAUAACAUCGAAGAUCGAGAGAGAGAGAAGCCGAUUAGAAUUAGAAUUAGAACUUGGUCGGCAAACAUGAGAACGUUCGUCGCAGCAUGGACGGUUUUCUCGUUAAUGAAGCUCUCGUGCGCUGGGAAAUCGGUGGAUGUCUUGGCGUCCAGUGGACUGAACGCUUUGAAAGACGAAGAGAUUAUUCGAGUUUUGUCGCGCAACGAGACCGCCAUGGUGAACAAUUUCACGUUGAUCGAGCUGAUCGACAACCUGAGGAACCACACGAUCGAGACGGGCAAAGACACUUGGCAGACACCUGUGAUGCUCGAGGCUAGCGAGAGCAAUCCUUUUUACGAUGACUUUUCUGAAGAAAUCGACCGUGAAGCUAGAAGAUUACUGCAAAUUCUUCCUGCUUACAACCCGGGUGCUGGACGGGUAAGCCCGCAAUGCAAAAGGCACGCCGACAUAUUUCAUCGAGAGCUAGCUAAAUUCACUCUGUGGGCCCUCAAAAUGUACGACGCAACAGCCAAAAUGCCGUCUGGACUUCUUAACGGAAAUGUAAAUCAAUUUGGCGACUUCGACGAAUGCCUCGGGAUACAAGGAACCGAAGGUAUUCAGGGACAAUAUUGUCUAGCGUAUCUGCACCUGAGCAUCGACGAAUCGCGGUUAGACCUCAAGCACCUUCACCGCCUUCUCCACUCUCACUAUGCGUUUAGAAGCAACAUUACCGAUCCUGGGCACCGCGUGCCACGGUAUACUAUAAUAAAUUGGGGAGUGUGCGCUCCGUCAUCGUGCAGUUUUAAAGACGUCGAAGCAUCUAUUCGCGACGUCCUCGCGAGGUAUAGUUCGCAAACUGGUAUCAAAAUUACGGUGAAGGUGAACGAGGAGAUGUGUCAGGUGAAAAGGAAAGAUAUCGUUCCAAUGGGAACCACGUAUGCGAGUUUAUUUUUUACGACUAUGUUCGCAUUAACGAUCGUAGCAGCGUACUAUGAUCACUACGAGAUACCCGCUAGCGAACUACUUCUAUCGUUUUCCUUGAAACGUAACUUUAAGAAGCUUGUGUCGCUAGAGCGAGGGCAAAAUGAUAUAGCUACGCUUCAUGGUGUACGAGCUAUAAAUGCACUAAUGCUGCUUCUAUCUCACAAAUGCAUGGCUCUUUUUUUUAAUCCGUACACGAAUAGAACAGAAAUGACCGAGUUCCUUGGUAAACCAUGGACAGUAAUUGGAAGAGCUGCCAGUCUUUACACGGAUCCGUUUAUAAUGCUUUCUGGACUCUUAACGUCGUACUCCUUCGUCGGAAAAUUAAAGAGGACUGGCAACUUGAAUAUCAGAGACGAAUACCUAUCUCGUUUAAUCAGAUUAAUACCACCGUUAGCAGCACUGAUGCUGCUUUGUAUUUACGUGAUACCUUACACCGGGUCUGGACCACAAUGGAAUUUAGUGGUGAACGAACAUGCAAAUAUAUGCAAAAGAACAUGGUGGAGAAAUUUUCUAUUUAUUCAUAAUUACUUUGGAUUUGAAUCGAUAUGUCUUACCCACACGCAUCACUUAGGUAUAGACACUCAACUGUUUGUCCUUUCACCUCUAAUGGUACUGCUUCUUUUUAAAAAACCAAAAACUGGAUUCGUUGUUCUCAGUUUCUGUGCUUUAAUUUCGACAGCGCUACGAUAUUUUGUAACGUAUCAUAAACACUUAAAUAAUUAUGUGUUCUUCGGUACAUCAAUAAAACAAUUAUUCGAUACCGCGGAUUUUUCGUACACCCUACCGUCGCAUAGAUUAACAGUCUAUAUAAUAGGAAUAUUUAUGGGUUAUUUAUUAAGAUACAUGCCUAAAGAUUACAAAAUGAACAGGACAGCUUUAUACACCGGGUGGAUCCUAUGCACGAUAAUGUUUUGCUGUGCAUUUUUUGGCCCAGCACACAUGGGAUCUAUAGAUUACAUCUACAAUCCGAUGCAUGCAGCACUGUAUAAUGCAUUCGCUCCUAUUGGUUGGUGUGCUCUCUUUGCUUGGGUAACUGUGAUGCAUCAUAGUAAAAAUACAAAUGGCUGGUUCAGUCGACUUUUAGCAUGGAGGGGAUUUUUGAUCACUACAAGGCUGAGUUAUGCAUUAUAUUUAACACAAUUUCCGGUAUACUUUUAUAACGUUGGAAGAACCCGAAAUGCUGCAUAUUUUGAAUUCCUUAGCAUGCAAUUCAAUCUCAAUGAGAUUUUAUGUAUCAUUACUCUGUCGGUCACCCUCACGUUGCUCUUUGACACACCAUGCCAAAAUAUUAAAAAUUACUUGUUAAAGAAACGCGUCUCCGAAACUACAACAAAGACGAAAUUACAAUAACGCUCCCAGCGAACACAUUUAAUUUGACACCCAGUGAUUUAAGGUAUUGUAAAUAGUAUUUGAAAUGUUCAUUUUACUAUUAGUAAAAUUAAUUCCCGUGGCUUGCCCUCAUAUAUAAUGUAUAUGAUAGCUAAGGAAAGCUAUAUUUAUAUAAAUAUUGUCAUAUUAAG